This is a messenger RNA of Wyeomyia smithii (pitcher-plant mosquito), 1371 nucleotides long. Its product is annotated as EARP-interacting protein homolog. NCBI's taxonomy places the organism in Eukaryota, Metazoa, Arthropoda, Insecta, Diptera, Culicidae. The transcript is spliced from 2 exons. The coding region runs from base 110 to 1207 and encodes 365 amino acids. Gene Ontology annotation, molecular function: protein binding. The record is from RefSeq and is a predicted model, not a curated record. Gene Ontology annotation, biological process: protein ubiquitination.
UGCUUACAGAUUUUUCAAAAUAAAAUAUGACAGCUCUGCAUCACCUUUUGCUGCUGAUGUUUUCUUGUGUUCGAUUUGUAGAAGCAAUUUCUACAUUUUAACUGUUACAAUGGACGAAAACAACUCCCUAGUGUAUGGAUUAGAAUUCCAGGCACGGGCACUAGCUGCCCAGCAAGCUGAAAGCGAUAUUAUACGGUUUUUCGUGGCCACGCAAUCUCUUAAACCAAACAACCAACUUCAUGUAGUGAACUUGAAUGAAAACACGACGACGCUUGAGGUGAAAGUAUUUUCGCAUCCCCUGGGAGAAGUGUGGAAAUUGAACGCUAGCCCACACGACCACCGAAUUAUUGCAUCCUGUUACAGUAUUUUAAAAGGCACCCAGGCUGUAAUGCAAACUGCUUUGUUGAGGCUACCAGAGCAGUUGACAUCGGGAGAAGAUAGUCAGGAAUUUUUAAAGUUUGCUGAUGAAGAGAUCCUACAAACCGACGGAUAUGGAACCGAGAUACGUACGACCGAGUUUCAUCCAUCGGACGCUGCACUACUUUGUACUGUGAUCGACGGAAAAAUUUUGCUAUUCAAUCGAGCUGAAGCAUCCACCAAAUUAGUGGUGGAGAUUAAUGCUAAAAAUUCGCCCCGUUUCUCCGGUGGACGCUGGUCUCAUUUUAAUCAAGGUAAUCAGUUCAUAACGUUGUCGGACUGUAGCGUACGAUCAUAUGAUAUUCGUGAGCCAAAUCAUUGCGCUUGGGUGAUUGAAGAUGCCCACAACCAGCUGGUUCGAGAUUUGGACUGCAACCCGAACAAGCAGUGUCACAUUGUUACUGGGGGUGACGAUGGUGUGAUGAAGAUCUGGGACUUUCGCAACACAAAGGAACCUGUUUUUGCUCGCAGCGACCAUCAUCACUGGAUAUGGAGCGUACGAUACAACACUUACCAUGACCAGCUGGUGUUAUCUAGCAGCAGUGACGGUAAAGUGCUGCUGACCUGUGCUGGCAGCGUUAGCUCGGAAGCCCCGGAAAGUGGUGAUGAAACAGAUGGCAAAGAAUAUUUGGCGGAUGGUCUGCUGCAGACGUUCGAUCAGCACGAAGAUUCCGUAUACUGUGUGGAAUGGAGCACUACUGAUCCGUGGUUAUUUGCAUCGCUCAGUUACGACGGAAGAGUUGUGAUUUCGAGGGUUCCGAAGCAGUACAAGUAUCAAAUUCUUUUGUAGGCAUACAUUCGUAGUUCUGUGACAUAUUUAUAUCAAAAUGCACCCUAAUAUAUCUUUUUUUGUAAUGACUAAGAUGUUCCACGUAGAUUUUAUUUUAUGAAACAGGAUGAUACUUCGCAAUAACUUAAAAUAAAAAGAAAACGGAGUUUCGUGAUUUUUUUUCA